CAACGUCUCUCUCUGUAUCUCAAGCUUUCAAUGCCGUCGUUGAUUAACAAGGAACUCGCGAGGAGGAUUCUCAGUUCUCAACCCAAAAAGCUAAAGCAUGGAAGCUCAGUUCACCGGUAGAGCCACCGGAGCUUCCUUCCCCGGCCGAUUAGACAUAGAUCAGAUGCCGGAGACCCCACAUCGUGGAUCCCACCAUCGCCGGGCUCAGUCAGAGAUCUUCUUCCGUUUCACCGACGACAUCCUCUUCGACCCUGAUGUCGACUUCAACCUCUCUGCCCUAGACCUUCCUUCUCUCUCCGAAGACAACACCACCACCACUACUACCACUAACGACAACAACGACGUUGGUGUCCCCAUGACCGUUGAUUCCACCACCGGAGACAAGGGUAAGGGGAGGCUGGCAGUUGGGACCCAUUUCAGGAGCUUGUCCGUCGACUCCGAUUUCUUUGACGGCUUAGGGUUUCAACCGUCCCCUGUCGGUGGUGAUGGUGGGGGCGAAGCUGAUAAGUUUGGUGGGAGAAAUGGAGUCUCCGAGAAGAGGAUGCAUAGGCAUAGCAGUUCCAUGGAUGGGUCAUCGUCUUCUUUCGAGGUGGAGACGCUUGAUAGUACUAAGAAAGCUUUGGGACCCGAUAAGCUUGCGGAGUUGGCUUUGAUUGAUCCCAAGAGAGCCAAGAGGAUUCUUGCAAAUCGACAAUCUGCAGCGAGGUCGAAAGAGAGGAAGAUUCGAUAUACUAGCGAACUGGAGAGAAAGGUGCAGACACUUCAGACUGAAGCAACCACCCUAUCAGCACAGGUCACGAUGCUGCAGAGAGACACCACUGGAUUGACUUCUGAGAACAAAGAACUCAAACUGAGGUUGCAGGCUAUGGAGCAACAAGCGCAGCUAAGAGAUGCUCUGAAUGAAACCUUGAGGGAAGAAGUACAACGGCUCCGGAUAGCUACUGGCCAAGGCCCUGUUGUCAAUGGCAACUCCUUCACUCGAGGAUUGCCACCCCCAUUCUUCACUCCAUCCCAGACUUUGAACCAUUUUGGCAACCAUCAAACACAGCAGCAGCAGCAGCAGCUUCGCACUCAGUCAUCUCCCAAUGGCCCGACUCUAAGGGGACAGCCCCAACAGGAUUUCCAGCAGAGGACCUAGUAGGGUCCCUGGCCCUGCAAAUUUGGUACCAAAGUGUCCUUUUUAUGACAAAUUGGUGGUUGCAAGUCAGAAGGUAAAUUUUUAUUGGUUUUUUUUUCUUUGUAUAUACUAUGUAUAUUAGUAUAUGCAUAUGUAUAUGUGAUGGCAGGUAGGGGUUGUGAAGAGUGUCUUUUCUCUGAUCGGCCCUUUCCUUAGAAUAGGAUGUAGCUGAUGGAUUAGCUUCUAAUGGACCACCACAUGGAUGGAUGAUAUUUU
Molecule: messenger RNA, 1393 nt
Organism: Telopea speciosissima
Lineage: Eukaryota; Viridiplantae; Streptophyta; Magnoliopsida; Proteales; Proteaceae
Product: transcription factor VIP1-like
Exons: 5
Coding region: 98-1138 (346 amino acids)
Biological process (GO): regulation of DNA-templated transcription
Cellular component (GO): nucleus
Molecular function (GO): DNA-binding transcription factor activity
Source: RefSeq, a predicted model, not a curated record